Messenger RNA from Clunio marinus, 189 nucleotides. The record is from the annotation of a GenBank genome assembly. Lineage: Eukaryota; Metazoa; Arthropoda; Insecta; Diptera; Chironomidae.
AUGUCACUUGCCAUUGUGGUAAUCAACAAUUUAAUACUUUUUAUUGAUAACAUCACGAUUCGAUUAGUUUUGCCUUCAAAAGCUCUCACAAACACAAUCAACUUGAGUAUUGAAGCAAAUACCCUUAAGACACAAAGCAUCUUGGAAAUCAAAUAUUUAGAAAAACCAAAUCAUCCUGAAAAUGUUUAG